Oncorhynchus mykiss (rainbow trout) is the source of this 1633-nucleotide messenger RNA. RefSeq names its product homeobox protein Hox-C9. The record is from RefSeq and is a predicted model, not a curated record. NCBI's taxonomy places the organism in Eukaryota, Metazoa, Chordata, Actinopteri, Salmoniformes, Salmonidae. Gene Ontology annotation, molecular function: DNA-binding transcription factor activity, RNA polymerase II-specific; RNA polymerase II cis-regulatory region sequence-specific DNA binding. Gene Ontology annotation, cellular component: nucleus. Gene Ontology annotation, biological process: embryonic skeletal system morphogenesis; regulation of transcription by RNA polymerase II; proximal/distal pattern formation.
CCCGCGCAUUGAUCCACUGUGCAAUUUUUGUGGGGCAAAAUAUAAUCACGUGUUGCUAAGGCAGCCAAUUGCAGCUGGGGAAGCUUUGAGAAAUAAUUACCUGCGUUGAUUGUUCUAUGGGUAGAUCAAAAAAAAGUACACACACUCCAUAUAAUAAUCGGAUGCAUGUAAAAGAGAACGGAACCAUCGACAUGUCGACCACGGGUCCCAUAAGUAAUUAUUAUGUGGAUUCCUUGAUACACCAUGAAAGCGAGGAUGUUCUUGCGGCUCGAUUCUCGGCUCCUGGUUCGCACUCCACCGGCCCUCGUCCAACGUCCCUUAUACCGGAGUGUGGUGACUAUCCGUCCUGCAGCUUUUCCCCGAAACCACCCGUGUUUACUACCUCUUGGGCCCCUGUUCACUCCCAGUCCUCAGUGGUUUACCACCCAUACAGCCACCAACCUCAUUUAGGAACGGACUCAAGGUAUGUGCGGUCAUGGCUAGAGCCGAUCUCGGGGACCAUGUCCUUCCCUGGCUACCCAGCCAACGGCAGACACUAUGGGCUGAAGCCCGACGCCUUCCAGGAGCAUCGAGCCGGUGACUGCCUCGCCUCCAACGGACGCAACUACACGGAUUAUCUCUACUGCACCUCCGCUGACAUUCGAGAAAAGAACCAAACGAACAUCCCUUCUCCCGAGACCGAGCUUUUGGCUUCCGGAAAGCAUAAAGACGAGAAACCAGAAUUAGACCCAAAUAACCCAGUGGCAAAUUGGAUUCACGCGCGUUCUACAAGGAAGAAGAGGUGCCCUUAUUCAAAAUACCAGACUCUCGAACUUGAAAAGGAGUUUUUGUUCAAUAUGUACCUUACCAGAGACCGUCGAUACGAGGUGGCAAGAGUCCUCAACCUCACUGAGAGGCAGGUCAAAAUAUGGUUCCAGAACCGGCGGAUGAAGAUGAAGAAAAUGAACAAGGAAAAAACCGACGCCAACAAAGAACAAUAAUAAAGGAAUUGUUACAAAAACGUCAUCAGACAAAAACAAGCAUCAGACAACAGUAAAAUAACCACUAUUGCCAUGGACAACAACAAAGAUAAACCAAAAUACAUUAUGCUCACUUCUUAAUGUUGGAUUUUGGGUUGGCUUUAGUUUUUGCAUUAACCCCACCUUCCAUGUUUGUUGCGAAAUAUUUUUUGUUUUAUAUGCUCUCCUUUCUUUGUCCAGUUUUAAACGAACCCCUUUCCAAGAAAAUAAAACACUCUGCACUUACUUUGAAGAUACAUGUAUGUGUUUCUUUGUUAUAAGGGACAUUUGAAUUAAUGAUAUUUUGGACAAAUUAAAAACUGCCCCGAAGUAGGCCUAUAAGAAAGAGAAUACUUGAAUUGUUUUAAUUUCUUCACUCCAUAAUUUAUGAUGUCCCUGUGAAUGUUUCUUCCAUGUUUGUUCAUUUUCUAUGCUAUGGGUGUAGUAGCACAUUUUAUACAGAAAGAGAACAUCUGCCGUCUUAACAAAAUGUCUGUCUUGCGUCUAUGUGGUAACGUAACCGUUUGGUGUACCUAAUUGUGCAUUUCAUAUUCAGUCGAUUGUAUAGGCACGUUUCAUUCAUUAUGUACGUGUAGAUAUAGGCCUACUCAAAUAUAAACAUUACCACGAGGCUC